Messenger RNA from Nannospalax galili (Upper Galilee mountains blind mole rat), 1558 nucleotides. RefSeq names its product carbonic anhydrase 7 (gene Ca7). Gene Ontology annotation, molecular function: zinc ion binding; carbonate dehydratase activity. The coding region runs from base 18 to 914 and encodes 298 amino acids. Gene Ontology annotation, cellular component: cytoplasm. The transcript is spliced from 8 exons. Lineage: Eukaryota; Metazoa; Chordata; Mammalia; Rodentia; Spalacidae. Gene Ontology annotation, biological process: regulation of intracellular pH. The record is from RefSeq and is a predicted model, not a curated record.
UGUCACAUAGCAGCACUAUGCACACUCUACUUGUGGAAAUGGCUACAUGGCAGGAGGGACCCAAAGGUUAUCUCACUACCCACCACAGCGCCUGGACACUUGCUGAGUCCACACACGUGCUGGAAGACAGGAAUGUGAGUGAUGGGAGCCCAAGAGCAGGUCCCUCAAAUUGGCACAAGCUAUAUCCGAUCGCCCAGGGAGACCGCCAAUCACCCAUCAAUAUCAUAUCCAGCCAGGCUGUGUACUCACCCAGCCUGCAGCCACUGGAGAUUUUCUAUGAGGCCUGCACAUCCCUCAGCAUCACCAACAAUGGCCACUCUGUCCAGGUGGACUUCAAUGACAGUGAUGAUCGAACUGUGGUGACUGGGGGUCCCCUGGAAGGGCCCUAUCGCCUCAAGCAGUUCCAUUUCCACUGGGGCAAGAAACACGAUGUGGGAUCAGAGCACACGGUGGACGGCAAGUCUUUCCCUAGUGAGCUACAUCUGGUUCACUGGAAUGCCAAGAAGUACAGCACCUUUGGGGAGGCGGCUGCAGCCCCUGAUGGCCUGGCUGUGGUUGGUGUCUUCCUAGAGACAGGGGAUGAGCACCCCAGCAUGAACCGUCUGACGGACGCACUCUACAUGGUCCGGUUUAAGGGUACCAAGGCCCAGUUCAGCUGCUUCAACCCUAAGUGCCUCCUGCCCACCAGCCGGCACUAUUGGACCUACCCUGGCUCCCUGACCACACCUCCACUCAGCGAGAGUGUCACCUGGAUCGUGCUCCGGGAGCCUAUCAGAAUCUCUGAGAGGCAGAUGGAGAAAUUUCGGAGCCUGCUUUUCACCUCCGAGGAUGAUGAGAGAAUCCACAUGGUGAACAACUUCCGGCCACCACAGCCACUGAAAGGCCGGGUGGUCAAAGCCUCCUUCCAGGCCUGAGCUGUCCACCUGCCCAGCCAGCCACUAGGGCGCCAUCUUCCCAAGGGCUUCCAUGUCAACAGACACCAAACCAUCUGAGGCUCACUCCCUGGGGGUGCUGUAGGCUCUCCUCCAGCUGGCUUGCUCCUUGGCCACAUUGAAGGGUUCUUGAUUGGGACCCUUGAGUCGAGGGCACCCUUCUGCUGUUCUGGGGGCUAGCAGAACAGGAACAGAGCAGAGUCCAAGCCUGGGGCUGUCUCUGCUCUCCAAGACCCAAAGGCCCCAGGGAACCUCCUCUUGUCUUCCUGGCUGGCAGUGUCAGCAGCCCCACCCGGAGCUCACACUGUGAUGGACAAGACAGAGCUCCCUGGGGCAGGCAGCUGUCUCUGCCAGAAAGACUCAAGCAAUAAUUACAGGUGGGCAGAGCUGCCCACUUGGCAUUACCUCUUCUGCAGGCCUCUGCCAUGCACACACCUCACUGCCAGGCCAUUAAAAUAGCACCCAGAUGCUGGAGGUGAUGUGGCCUCCUCCUUCCAGCCACCUGCUGCCAUGGGCAGGCCCUGGCAAUAGCUUAUAUACUAUCUCCCUUCAUUCCUGCCCAGCCACCAAAGCCACCUACAUGACAACCCAUUUAUGUACUCACAAAUAAAUGCAUUUAUCCAUGC